Lasiosphaeria miniovina is the source of this 627-nucleotide messenger RNA. RefSeq lists its product as uncharacterized. The transcript is spliced from 2 exons. The annotation marks the transcript as partial. The record is from RefSeq and is a predicted model, not a curated record. Lineage: Eukaryota; Fungi; Ascomycota; Sordariomycetes; Sordariales; Lasiosphaeriaceae.
CAGCUUGACACGCGUUAUUUCCGCGGCCUUGAAGGCGAGUAUAAUUACUUGCUGCACUUCAUCCUGCAGAAACAAGACGCGGAGCCAGGCGACUACAUCUGCCGUGUGCAGCCCAAGGCCGAGAAUUUUUGGCAGGCCAGCCGGUCCGUGACCUGCGAGGCCGAUCUCGAGCCAGGCGUGUACGAGAUCCUGCCCAAGAUCACGGCCUUGAAGGACACGUCCCGCGAGCCCGUCGAGGCCGUCGUGCAGGCCAAGGCCGACGUCAAGCCGCAGAAGCUGCGCCAGGUCGGCCUCAGCUUCGAUAUUGCACACUCCAAGGCGCUCAAAUCUGCUACAUCUCCGAAGGCGGAGGAGAAAGAGGCCGAGGCCGAGGCUGCUGCAGCAACCGCCCCCGAGUCUAAAGAGAGCGCCGCUGCAUCCGUCAAGUCGGAGAGGGAGUCAGUAAACAGCGAGGCCGGAGGCGACAAGGACGACGUGUCGAGCCUCGGCGGCGGCGACAACGAGCCCAAGGUCUGGAACGCCGUGUGCGUGAUUGGGCUCCGCGUCUACUCGCAGGACGAGGAGAUCACCAUCCAGCUCGCCGACCCCAAGAAUCCCCAGGAGGCGUCGAGUCUUGCGGUGCAGUGA